CGAGCCAUGGCUUUCCUGUGGAUCCUCUCCUGCCUUGCCUUCGUCGGCGCCGCCUACGGUUGCGGCUCCCCCGCCAUCCCCCCCGUCAUCACCGGGUACUCCCGUAUUGUGAACGGUGAGGAGGCUGUGCCUCACUCCUGGCCCUGGCAGGUGUCCCUGCAGGACUACACCGGCUUCCACUUCUGCGGUGGCUCUCUCAUCAGUGAGAACUGGGUGGUGACCGCUGCUCACUGCAGCGUCAGGACUUCCCACCGUGUGAUCCUUGGCGAGCAUGACCGCUCCUCCAACGCUGAAGCUGUCCAGGUCAUGAAGAUCGGCCAGGUCUUCAAGCACCCUCGCUACAACGGCUACACCAUCAACAACGACAUCACUCUGAUCAAGCUGGCCAGCCCUGCCCAGCUCAACGUGCGUGUGUCCCCUGUGUGCGUUGCCGAGACCAGCGACAACUUCCCCGGAGGCAUGAGAUGUGUGACCAGCGGAUGGGGUCUGACCCGCUACAACGCUCCUGACACCCCCGCCCUCCUGCAGCAGGCCGCCCUCCCCCUCCUGACCAACGAGCAGUGCAAACAGUACUGGGGCAGCAGAAUCAGCGACCUGAUGAUCUGCGCUGGAGCUUCCGGAGCCUCCUCCUGCAUGGGUGACUCUGGUGGCCCCCUGGUCUGCGAAAAGGCUGGAGCCUGGACCCUGGUUGGUAUUGUGUCCUGGGGCAGUGGAACCUGCACUCCCACCAUGCCCGGCGUCUACGCCCGUGUCACUGAGCUCCGCUCCUGGAUGGACGAGACCAUCGCUUCCAACUAAGCUCAUCUCACAACACAGCUUUCAGACUGAAAGCAUUAAUAUAUGAGGCAUCAAUAAAUCACAGAAACUCUGA
Cheilinus undulatus (humphead wrasse) is the source of this 871-nucleotide messenger RNA. RefSeq names its product chymotrypsin A-like. The record is from RefSeq and is a predicted model, not a curated record. The transcript has 7 exons. Bases 7 to 798 code for a protein of 263 amino acids. Lineage: Eukaryota; Metazoa; Chordata; Actinopteri; Labriformes; Labridae. Gene Ontology annotation, biological process: proteolysis. Gene Ontology annotation, molecular function: serine-type endopeptidase activity.